AUGGCGCCUCUGCUGCCCCCUGUUGGCUCGGAGGUCUUCAGACGCUUCACACCUGCCUCGCUCACCGAAAUACAACGACGACAGGAAGUCGAGGAGAAAGAGCACCAACGCAGGAAGGAGAGGAACAUCGAGAUAGCGGAGGAGAAUCUUCCUAAACCGUCUAGUGACCUUGAGGCCGGGAAGCCCCUCCCCUUCAUCUAUGGGGACCCGCCCCCUGAGUUACUCAACGUCCCAUUGGAGGAGCUGGAUCCCUUCUACCAAUCACAGAAGACCUUCAUCGUCCUGGGGAAGGGGAACGUCCUGUACCGGUUUAACGCCGAGCCGUCCUGUUACCUGCUGAGUCCGUUUAACCGUUUGAGGACAGCCGCCAUCCGGGUCCUGAUCCACUCUUUAUUCAGUUACUUCAUCAUGGUGACGAUUCUGGCCAACUGCGCCUUCAUGACCAUGAGCGACCCUCCAGCCUGGAGCAAGACCGUGGAAUAUGUCUUCACCUUCAUCUACACGUUUGAGGCGACGGUCAAAGUUGUCUCCAGAGGAUUCUGCCGGGGCGGCUUCACCUUCCUCAAAGACCCCUGGAACUGGCUGGACUUCAUGGUCAUCAGCAUGGCAUACCUGACAGAGUUUGUAGAUUUGGGGAAUGUUUCUGUGUUGAGGACAUUCAGAGUCCUUCGAGCUCUGAAAACGAUCACAGUCAUCCCAGGUCUGAAGACGAUCGUUGGCGCUCUGAUCCAGUCGGUGAAGAAGCUGGCUGACGUAAUGAUCCUGACGUUGUUCUGCCUGUGCGUCUUCGCUCUGAUUGGUCUGCAGCUCUUCAUGGGAAACCUUCGCCAGAAGUGUGUCCUGGAGCCGCCGCUGUCGCCUAGCAACCACACGGCUGACAUUUACCUCAACAACAGUUACUAUGGCAACGACACCCAUGGCAACACUACAGGGAAGAGUGACUUUGAUUACUACGAGUUCAUCAACAACCCAGAGAACUACUACUACCUAUCUGGUCAGCUGGAUCCUCUGCUGUGUGGAAACAGUUCUGACUCCGGGGUCUGUCCAGACGGGUACGUCUGCUUGAAGGCGGGGGGAAACCCAAACUACGGCUACACCAGCUAUGACACUUUUGGUUGGGCGUUCCUUUCUCUGGUCCGACUGAUGACCCAGGACUACUGGGAGAACCUCUUCCACCUGACACUACGAGCAGCAGGUAAAACUUACAUGAUCUUCUUCGUGGUCAUCAUCUUCCUCGGGUCGUUCUACCUCAUUAACCUCAUCCUGGCCGUGGUUGCCAUGGCGUACGCGGAGCAGAACGAGGCGACGAUGGCAGAGGCCAAGCAGAAGGAGGAGGAGUACGCCCAGAUCCUGGAGGUGCUGAGGAAACGAGAGGAGGAGGUCAGGUUGUUGUUACAGCAGGCAGUCAGCAGGGCAGAACAAGACUCAGCAUCCCAGAACAAGACUUCCUCUGCAGAAACAGGACAAAAUGAAGAGAUGAAGACAUGGACCUGUUGUGUUUCAGACUUUGUGGACGAGCAGAGACCGUGUCCUCCCUGCUGGUACGCCUGCUCCGACAUCUUCCUGAAGUGGAACUGUUGUGGCUGCUGGCGGUGGAUCAAGAGGUGGCUGUACGUGGUGGUGAUGGACCCGUUUGUGGACCUGGGCAUCACCAUCUGCAUCGUGCUCAACACUGUCUUCAUGGCCAUGGAGCACUACCCCAUGGACCAGGACUUCGAGGAGCUUCUGAGUGUCGGAAAUCUGGUGUUCACAGGGAUCUUCACAGCUGAGAUGGUUCUGAAGCUCCUUGCCAUGGACCCGUACUACUACUUCCAGGUGGGCUGGAACAUCUUCGACAGCAUCAUCGUCACCAUGAGUCUGGUGGAGCUGGGAUUGGCCGACGUCCAGGGCCUGUCGGUGCUGCGGUCCUUCCGAUUGAUGCGGGUCUUUAAACUGGCCAAGUCGUGGCCGACCCUGAACAUGCUGAUAAAGAUCAUCGGGAACUCGGUGGGGGCUCUGGGGAACCUGACACUGGUCCUGGCCAUCAUCGUGUUUAUCUUCGCCGUGGUCGGCAUGCAGCUGUUCGGGAAGAACUACAAGGACUGCGUCUGUCGCAUCUCUGCCGACUGUGAGCUCCCUCGCUGGCACAUGGAUGACUUCUUCCAUGCCUUCCUCAUCAUCUUCAGGGUCCUGUGCGGAGAGUGGAUCGAGACCAUGUGGGACUGCAUGCAGGUCUCUGGCGAGGCCAUGUGUCUGAUCGUCUUCAUGAUGGUCCUUGUCAUCGGAAACCUGGUGGUCCUGAACCUGUUCCUGGCCCUGUUGCUGAGCUCAUUCAGCGGGGAUAAUCUCGCCGCUCCAGAAGAAGAAGGAGAAAACAACUUGCAGAUUGCCAUAAACCGGAUCAGUCGGGCUGUGGCCUGGACAAAGACCUGGAUCCUGGAUCAUCUCUGGACUUUAAUGGGAAAGAAGAACUACAUAAACCCGGAUCACAUGGUGGUCGACAGCGAGGAAGACGAUAAGACGACAAAGGAGUUUCUGGCUUUGACCUUUGUGGCCCCAGAGUUCAAGUCCCCUGACUGUAUUCAUGGCAACCUGACCAGCAACUACCACAACAUCGGCUGCCUGCAGGUCCCCAUCGCUGCCGCUGAGUCCGACGAGGAGGAGGAGGAGGAAGAGGAGGAAGAGGAAGAGGAGGAGAAGGAGGAGGAGGAGAAGCACUCCCAGGGCGACGAGUCGUCAGUCUGCAGCACUGUACAGAAACCUCCUGAAGUUCAGGAGAACCAAGAGGAUGAAGAUCAGGAUGCAGACACACCUGAGGACUGCUACGGUCCAAAAUGUUACCGCCGGUGUCCUCUCCUGGACUUAGACCCGUCCCAGGGCCACGGGAAGGUCUGGACUAACGUCAGGAGAACCUGUUUCUCCAUCGUAGAACACAACUACUUUGAGACGUUUAUCAUCUUCAUGAUCCUGCUGAGCAGCGGAGCUCUGGCGUUUGAGGACAUCUACCUGGAGCAGCGUCGGGCCAUAAAGACGGUCCUGGAGUAUGCUGACCAGGUGUUCACCUACGUGUUCGUGGUGGAGAUGAUUCUGAAGUGGGUCGCCUACGGCUUCAAGGUGUACUUCACCAAUGCCUGGUGCUGGCUCGACUUCCUCAUCGUCGACGUGUCUCUGGUGUCUCUGACUGCUAACAUCCUGGGGUACUCUGAGCUGGGGGCCAUCAAGUCUCUGAGGACCCUGAGAGCUCUGAGGCCCCUGAGGGCCCUGUCUCGCUUUGAGGGCAUGAGGGUGGUGGUGAACGCUCUGGUCGGGGCAAUCCCGUCCAUCUUCAACGUUCUGCUCGUGUGUCUGAUCUUCUGGCUGAUCUUUGGCAUCAUGGGAGUCAAUCUGUUCGCCGGGAAGUUUUAUUACUGUUAUAACGAAACAUCCGAGGAGUAUUUCACCCCCCAACAAGUCAACAACAGGACCGAGUGUUUUGCUCUGAUCGAGGCCAACGCCACUGAAGUGCGCUGGAAGAACAUCAAGGUGAACUACGACAACGUGGGGAUGGGCUACCUGUCGCUGCUGCAGGUGGCCACGUUCAAAGGCUGGAUGGACAUCAUGUACGCCGCCGUGGACUCCAGAGACGUGGAGUCCCAGCCGGAGUAUGAGGCCAAUCUGUACAUGUACCUUUACUUUGUGAUCUUCAUCAUCUUCGGCUCGUUCUUCACUCUGAACCUCUUCAUCGGAGUCAUCAUCGACAACUUCAACCAGCAGAAGUCAAAGUUGGGAGGAAAAGACAUUUUCAUGACGGAGGAGCAGAAGAAAUAUUACAACGCCAUGAAGAAGCUGGGCUCAAAGAAACCCCAGAAACCUGUUCCUCGGCCAGAGAAUAAGUUCCAGGGUCUGGUCUUCGACCUGGUGACCACGCAGGUCUUCGACAUCUUCAUCAUGGUGCUAAUCUGCCUGAACAUGGUUACGAUGAUGGUGGAGACGGACGAGCAGAGCGCAGAGAAGGUGCUGAUCCUGUACUGGGUCAACCUGGUCUUCAUCGUGGUCUUCACCACCGAGUGCUGCCUGAAGAUGGUAGCGCUGCGGCAGCACUACUUCGCCGUCGGCUGGAACAUCUUCGACUUCGUGGUUGUCAUCCUGUCCAUCGUAGGCCUCCUCCUUGCUGACAUCAUAGAGAAGUAUUUUGUGUCACCCACGCUCUUCCGUGUGAUCCGAUUGGCUCGUAUUGGACGGGUCCUUCGGCUGAUUCGUGGAGCGAAGGGGAUCCGGACGCUACUGUUCGCCCUGAUGAUGUCACUUCCUGCCCUGUUUAACAUCGGGCUGCUCCUCUUCCUCAUCAUGUUCAUCUUCUCCAUCUUCGGCAUGUCGAACUUCGCCUAUGUGAGGAAGGAGGCCAUGAUCGACGACAUGUUCAACUUUGAGACGUUUGGGAACAGCAUGAUCUGCCUGUUCAUGAUCACCACGUCGGCCGGUUGGGACGGCCUGCUGAACCCCAUCAUGAACACCCCGCCGGACUGCGACCCGGAUCUGGAGAACCCAGGCUCGGCAGUGCGGGGGGACUGCGGCAGCUCAGGGAUCGGCAUCGUCUUCUUCACCACCUACAUCAUCAUGUCCUUCCUGGUGGUGGUCAACAUGUACAUCGCCAUCAUCCUGGAGAACUUCAACGUGGCCACGGAAGAGAGCGCUGACCCACUUUGCGAGGACGACUUUGAGAUGUUCUACGAGACUUGGGAGAAGUUCGACCCGGAUGCCUCGCAGUUCAUACAGUACAGCAAGCUCUCAGACUUCUGUGACACUCUGAAGGAUCCUCUGAGGAUUCCCAAACCAAACACCAUCAAACUGAUCCACAUGGAUCUGCCUCUGGUCCCUGGAGACAAAAUCCACUGUCUGGACAUCCUGCUGGCUCUCACUGCACAGGUUUUGGGUGAUUCUGGAGAGAUGGACGCUCUCAAAGCGUCGAUGGAGGAGAAGUUCAUGGCCAACAACCCGUCCAAGGUGUCGUACGAACCAAUUAGCAGCACUCUGCGCAGGAAACAGGAAGACGUGGCGGCAACAGUGAUCCAGCGAGCAUACAGGAAGCACCUCCUGCAGCGGACGGUCAAACUGGCGUCUUACAGAUACCGUGAGAAGACGGAGGGACGGCGAGACAACCUGCCACCGCCAGAGACAGAAGGACUCCUCUGUAAACGGAUCAGUCAGCUGUACGGAGACGGCGAGGAGCCGGCGGGAGAUCCCCGGGCCCCAGUGGAGCUCCAGAGGGAGGUACUGCUCCACGCCGCCCCGCUCCACGCUGCCCUGCUCCACGCCGCGCCGCCCCUCACCACCGCCGACUUCCUGCGAGACGAGAACCUGAGGGAGUCUCUGGUCUGAGGCAGCUGAUGCAUUGUGGGAACUCACCUGUGGACUCCAAAGACUAUCGGCCCGCUCUGCGCUUUUCAUCACUGCGUUUUAAUUUUCUGUGUGCAGAGCUAUUAUUAUUAUUAUUAUUGUUACAAUUACUAACAAUGUUAUUGUAUCAUCAGUGAAGCAGCUGAUCUCACCUGUCCAGGUGUCAAAGUGUUCAGAUGAACAUUUGAUCACAUGACGUCAUUCAGCGGUCGAAUCUAAUCAACCGUUUGUCCAUCUGUGACAUCAGCAGCCUCAUAUCUGCUCUGGUUUCCUGUCACAUGCUUCCUGUCACCUGCUCACGUGCACACCUGUCUCAUCUGUCUCCCUCAGCCUGCAGGUUGUCUGUCCGUCAGCCUGACAUCUGUCUGUGUCGCCUGAAUGCAGAUCUGUUCCGCAGACAGAAAUGUGUGUUUGAAAUGAAAGCUUCAGCUAUGAUUGACAGGGCAGACAGCCAAUAGGAGAACAGCCUGUGAACAGGUGGUUAAAGAUGUUUGAUAUUCAGACUUGACAGAAGACACUUCACUUUUUAUAGUUUCAUGUUUCAUCACAUUUGCUUGUGUUAGCACACUGUUAGCAUGCUAUUAGCACACUGUUAGCACGCUGUUAGCACAUUGUUAGCACACUGUUAGCAUGCUGUUAGCAGACUAUUAGCAUGCUGAGAUUUAAUCAUCAGUUCUUUUUUAUCUUCCCUUUCCACUAAAACUCUGCAGAUAAAACACUCGAUGCUGAUUGGUGGAUUCAGCUCUUUAUGUGCUGCAGGUAGACAGGUGAGCCAGCCAAUGAGAGGUCAGAAUGAACCAGUUAGCAGCCAAUCAGAAUGGUGAUCAUGUGCCAGCUGUUUUUUGUUAUUGUCCGAUAGCUGGUUGCCAUGGAGACGGUCUGACAGAAACUCUGUAUUUAUUACAUUAACAGGUUAAAGUGAACACUUUAAAUCUUUACUGGAGCUGGAACAAAAAUAUUAACAACGUAACUUCAGUUAAUAUAAUAAUGUAAUAAUCAGUGAUAAUCAGAUUUAUAAAUAUAUAUAUUUAUAUUAUUGUCACAUAU
This is a messenger RNA of Centropristis striata (black sea bass), 6402 nucleotides long. It is a transcript of the gene scn4ab, whose product is annotated as sodium channel, voltage-gated, type IV, alpha, b. The transcript is spliced from 30 exons. Gene Ontology annotation, molecular function: voltage-gated sodium channel activity. Lineage: Eukaryota; Metazoa; Chordata; Actinopteri; Perciformes; Serranidae. The record is from RefSeq and is a predicted model, not a curated record. Gene Ontology annotation, biological process: membrane depolarization during action potential; sodium ion transmembrane transport; neuronal action potential. Gene Ontology annotation, cellular component: axon; plasma membrane; voltage-gated sodium channel complex. Bases 1 to 5337 code for a protein of 1778 amino acids.